AUGACGUACAUACACAGACACUUUAGAGAAGAUUCCUUUUUGAAAAUGUUUGUGGACAAUUUCAAGCCUUCGGAAGCCUUUUCCUUUGAUGUAUCAAGCUAUUUGAAAAAGAAAUUAAAAGAAGAGGAAGAUGAUCAGUCGACAAAUUCAAAAUCAACAUCAUUAGAAUCGGAAAUAUUAAAACUUUCUGAAGGUGUUUCUGCGAUUGAUAAUCAAAUUUUCAAGAUUUUUGAAAAGCAAAGUUCACAGUUGGAUGAAGAAGAAUCGGAAUUUAAAACUUUUUUGUUUAAAUCAUUGGGUGAUGAAUUGACACAACAUGAUGAGUUGGCAGAUAUGAGUUUGGUCAAUCAGUAUCAAAAAGUCAUGUCUGGAAAGGGAUUUUAUAAGAGUAUAUUUGAAAUUCAAAAUUUAGAGGAAGAUUUAAAUUCCAUCAAGAAGAGUGUUGAUUUAUUACAAACUUCAGUCAAUAGAUUACAAUCAAGUUUGGGAGCAAGUGCCACUAAUUUGACCUCCCGACACAAACAACUUGAAAACAUGUUCGAAACACUUGAAUUGAUGAAGAAAGUUUAUUCCUUCCUCUCAAUGAUCUCCAAAUUAAAGAAGAGUUAUAAUGGAUAUAAUUCUGAUCAAACUAAUUUAUUUGCCACGUCACAAUAUAUUUUCGAAUUGGAACAAGUUGUAAAAUCACGAGAAUUGGAGAAUAUUACAAUUGUAGAUAAGGAAAUUCCAUAUAUUCAAAAUAUUUCAACCGAAGUGAAGAAUGAAGCCAUCAAGGCAAUGAAGGAAGGCAUGAAGAACAAACAACAAUCAACAGUAGCUACUGCCCUACAAGUUUUUUUCAAUUUUAACAUUCUCUCAGAGAUGAUCAAUGACACUGUUACACACCAAAUCAAUGCUGCAACAAAUGCUGUAAAAUCUGUAUUUUCACAAAAACCAACCAAAUCAACAGAGAGUACUUUCAAGACUCAAUUCCUCGUCUCUCUCAAGAGCUUGUUUUCUGAUAUGGAAACUCUCUACCAACAAAUUUAUCACUUGGAUUUGGUUGUAAAGAAGAAGAGGGAUACAUUGUCACAGAGGGAUUUUUCUGCCAUUCUCAUUGAAAAGGGUAACGAAAACUUUUUGGAAUUAUUUUGGAAUAAUGUUCAAAAGUCAAUUUCACUCUCAAUGAAAAAGGUGAUCGAUAAUCAAUUCCUUAAGGACAUUUUUGUGAUUGAAUAUCCACAAAUUAAGACCAUGAUGAAGGAAUUUUUCAAUUCUCUCGUUCAGCAAUUACCAACACAGGAGUCAAGACUUGUAGAAAAGACAAAACUAGUCUUUGGUAAGGUAUCUCCUCCAAAACCAAAGGAAACAACAUUCAAAGGUCUGACCACAACUGAUAUCAGACAAAUCACUUCUCUCAUGUUACAGGAAUUGAAUAAUGUUAAAUCUGAUGAAAAGCUCUUCUUUGAAAUUGGAAAGAAUAUUGCCAAGACCAUUCAACUCUUUUGUAAUAAUAUUGAAGAGCUCAUAAUUACUGAUUCCUCUUCAAGAGAUAUCGAUUUGCUCUCAGUUCUCGAGGGAAGUAUUGGAAGAUCCACCACUCCCUCCCAACUCUUCAAUGCAAAUCUAUUCAAUUCCACUUAUUUCAUGCUGACAAACACUACCAAAUCAAUCAAGACUCUAUCGAAUCUUCCAGCAUUUACAGCACUUGAGAAAAUGUUAGAAAUUUCUCUGAAAAAAUUGGAUGAAAUUGGAAAGCAAAUUACUGGGCCAAUCUUUGACACAAUCAGCAGACAACUUUUAACCAUCCUAUUGAAUAUGCAUCUCUCUGAGGAGGAAAUGAGAAUCAAACAGCAACAAUUGGAAAUGAGUCGUAUGAAUGAGAUUGGUGUCGAGUACAAUACCAAUACUCUAUUCGUAUGUCAAUUCUUCUAUUGCCUCAAACAUGCCAAGAGAGUUUACUUUCAAAUGUUCGAUCAACAAACUGCCUCUGUGAGUGGAAAUAUGUUCAUUCCCCUCAUUGAAAAACUGUAUAUUUACAUUACCAUUGAGAUUACCCUCAAGACCAUAACACUCUCGAGAACAUUCCCACUCGAAGAGAGAGAAAUUCACUUCCUAACUCUUCUCAAUGAUGCCAAGCAACUUCAAGCAAUGAUUGCUGACUUUUUGUCUGAUGAUAGUAAUCAUCAAACCAAAGGUCACUUGCUGUUCAAAACCUUUUUAAAGAUUAUCUUUGUGAAUGACUUUUCAAUUAUCGACAAGCAGUUGGCAAUUAAUGAAGCUUCUCAUGCCAUCCUAGUUUCUCAUCUCUUAAUGACCAAGAUUGAGAAUGUAGAUUGGAUUAUUCCUCCUCACGAACAUACCAAGACCUCACUGAGAGAGUACAGUAAGUGGUGGAUUGAAAAUAUGCAAAAUUCGAAAGAAGGUGUCAUUCUAGAUAAUCUUAGCAAGUGUAUUGCUGAAAUGAAAAAGAAGGAUACUGAAUCUGCCUCCAAAGUCAUUCCAAUUAUUGAGAAUAUUUUGAGUAAGAAUUAUUCCAGUGGUGCCAGUAAUAAUACUAAUGGUGAAGAUAAUCUCAAACAAUAA
This is a messenger RNA of Naegleria gruberi, 2565 nucleotides long. RefSeq lists its product as uncharacterized. Lineage: Eukaryota; Heterolobosea; Eutetramitea; Acrasida; Naegleriidae. Gene Ontology annotation, cellular component: COG complex. The transcript is spliced from 3 exons. The record is from RefSeq and is a predicted model, not a curated record. Gene Ontology annotation, biological process: intra-Golgi vesicle-mediated transport. Bases 1 to 2565 code for a protein of 854 amino acids.